CACCCCUCGUCCCAUGCUCAUGUUUCCCACUGAGAGUUCACUUGAUGCUAACAGACCUAACAAACAAAAAACCUGCUGUUUUUGUCUCUGUUCUGUAUUUAUUUCACCGUUUUCUCCCAAAGCCACAGGGGAGGCAGCAGCGACGCUCAUCUGGGUAAAACGAGCUUUGUGCAAAAAAAGGGCAGAUCGAUGCUCCCUAAGGUUUUACUGCAGUGGUGCGCAGCCAUCUCGAGCUGUGCAGCUGAAAUAGAGAGACGGCGACAGGGCAAAUUCCAGCCCUUCAGACGGCUCUUUGGCAAGAAGAAGAAGAGGGAGGCGAAGGGGGGCUUUGAUGGAGCAGAGCUAAAGGCCAGUUUUUCUACGGGGGAAGUGUGCAAUGGAGUUGUAUCUGACGAUGAGGAGUCCAAUCAAGAUCUGAGGGAGUUGAAUCCCAUCGGAUCUCGAGCCCUCUCGCACGACAGCAUCUUCAUCCCGGAGGAGCCGGUGACCGAGCCGGGUCUAGAUCACAGCAUGUCCCAGGAAAACGUCUCGGAUAAAGUCAGGAAUCUGCAGAGGCAGAUAGCACAAGGGAUAAAGUUCGGCCAGAGGCCUCCUUCUCUGAGGAAGAGUGAAGGAGAUGAGGGGAGCUCAGAUGAGGAAGAGGUUCCCCGGAGUCCUCUGAAGGUUUCGGCCCAGGUCGAAGCCGAGCCAGCAAACACAGAGCCAAAGCAGGUCCAGGGGGCCCAACAAGCCGGACCACACAGCACCCCAGUGAAGUCACCGAGGUCCAAGCGAGUUCUUCCACCCACUGGUACCAUCGAGUCCAUCAAUCUGGACGCCGUUCCACAGUCUGUCCCUCGCUUAGACAACACUGCUGCCAAGCAUAAGCUGGCCGUCAAACCGAAGAACCAGAGGGUUUCCCGCAAACACCGGCGGUUUACACAGGACCUCCAGGAAGUAUCUAUUCCUGGUGUGCUAGAGGAGGACCUCGAGGCAGCAGGCGUCUCCACAGACGACCAGCGCAGAGCAUCCGUUGAGUCCCUCGAAAGCUUCAAGAAACAGAGACUUCAUGAGGAGGAAAGACAGGAGACGAGGAGGAAGAGGGAGCUGGAGGAGCAGAGGCUCAAACAGGAGGAGGAGGAGAGAAGGAGGAGAGCAGCGGAGGAGCUGAGGCUGCGUGAACUGGAGGAGGAGAGGUGUCGUAAACAGCAGGAGGAGGAAGAACGACGGCUUAGAGAGGAGGCGGAGAGAUGGAGGAGGGAGGAAGAGGAGAGGAGGAUCAGAGAGGAGGAAAGGAGGAGGCGAGAGGAGGAAGAGCGGAUCCGGAGGGAGGAGGAGGAGAGGAGGAUGCAAGAGGAGCGGGAGGAGAAGGAGAGGAGACGACUGGAAGAGCAGAGGAGGAAACAGGAAGAGGAGGAAGCGAGGAGGCUGCAGGAGAUUGAGGCCGAGAAGAAGAGGAAGCUAAGAGAGGAAGAGGAGCAAAGAAAGAAAAAGGAGGAAGUGGAGGUGAGGAUGAGGAAGGACCAGGAGGAGCAGAGGAGGGCUGAGGAGCUGCGCUGGAGGGAGAUGGAGGAGGGACAGAGACCUUUCUCCUUCAAAGUUUCUUCCGGAGAAAAACAGAUUUUGUUCCAGAAGGUCAACCUGACGCCUGUUACGCCGACCUCCGGCCACCAGGGCGGCGCUGUAGCCGAGCAAAGAGAGGGCACUAAGGCUUCCUCCUCUGUAGGACCAGAAUCCCCCAACCUGCCAACGUCUCCAUAUGUCCCCCACACCGCCAUCUUAGUGACGGGUGCCCAGCUCUGUGGGACCGCUGUCAAUUUAGACCAGAUCAAAGACACCGCUUGCAAGUCCCUGCUGGGUUUGGGAGACGAUAGAAAGGCCCAGGGAACACCGCCGACCAAGAGCAAGACUUCACCGGACCGCAAGUCUGGCAAAACCAAAUCACUCAACGAGUCCUCGCUCUCCACGGACCAGUCCGUCCUGGCAGAGUGGGCCAGCAUCAGAUCGAAGAUAUUCAAGGGGGUAGAAGAGGGGAAAUAUGACGAGUACCCAGACCCGGGCAAGACUCAGCCCCAGCCCAGCAGUGAAGACCCACCUGCGUUCUCCCACACGAACCUCAGGAAGACUAUGUCCGCCAGCGCCAAGUUCUCCAUCACCCCUGCGAAAAAGAAGUUUGGAGACUCAAACAGGAACUCUGAGGUGUUCGGUGCAGAUGAUAAAGACGCAGGAGAGGAAACUGCUCCGUCUGACAGCCCCACCGCCGCCUCUAAACCUCAGAACAGGGCGAGUAAAACGGUCCGCAUCGUAGAAAGAGGCUCAGACGAGUGCAUGUUUGCCAAAGACCUCCCCUCUUUCCUGGUUCCCAGCCCUGGAACCAAACCUGAGGGGCCGGAGCUGAAGAACAGGGCUCAGAGUGAGACGGCGGCGUCUGAGAGUAGAGAGGAGGGAGAGGACCGAGGUCAGGACGGCGAGGACAAGCCCUCGCCUUUUGGCAUAAAGCUGAGGAGGACCAACUACUCGCUCCGCUUCCACAGCGAACAGUCCACUGAGAAGAGGAAGAAGCGGUACAGUGCCGGGGACAGCUUCGACGGCGUCCCCUCACCUCUCACCCCCAUUGAGCCAGACUCUGACGCCUCCUCUGUCUUUUCUGACAAAUCCGCAAGUCCCACAUCGCCUCAGAAAGAAGGCGCGGUGGGCAAGUACCUACAUGCAUCCGCCUCCCCCGCCGUCCCUCGGGCUAAACCGGGUAAGUCUCCCAGCCCAACCGCACACAGCGAAGGUGAGAAAGUGAUCUACAAGCCACCACUCUACCGAAGACCAACUACGUCACCCAAACCCAGUGGAGCAGUCCCCACGCCUCCCCCGUCGCCGCUGCCUAAAGCGGUCCAAGGGCCUCCUCCCAGUGAUGCCAAGAGGACGGGCGCCGCGGCGGAGUCAUCCAGCCAGGAGCAGGCCAACAGGAGCGAGGAACCUUCAGCGGUUGCCCAGCUGCACCGGAGCAGCCAAGGCCAGGUCCAAGGGGAGGAGGAGCCGAAGGAGAAGAGAUCCUUCUUCCCGUCCAUCAACAUCCCCUGGAGAGAGAAGGCCGACAGGAAGACGGAGCUCAUCAAGAGAGAAAAACCAUCCCUGCAGAGCAGGCACUCUCUGGACAGUUCGAAGGUCCAGGAGAAGGAGGCCGGGCCUUUGUGGAUCACGCUGGCUCUGCAGAAGCAGAAAGGCUUCAGGGAUCAGCAGCAGAAUCGAGAGGACCGCCGCAGCCACAGAGAGGCCAAACUGGCUGAAAAACAAGCCAGAGAGAGGGACAGUGUUACGCUGGUGAGCCCCACAGAGAGCAGAGGGAGCGGGAGCACCAGUCCUUCUUCUAAACCUCAGACCCCAGAGGAGCCCAAGAGACCCGACAGCCUGCUUGGACGCUUUGAGCGCCGAGAACACCUGAAAAAAGCCAACACUUUACCCAGCUCGGUCACCGUUGAGAUUGCAGACUCCACACCAUCGCCACCUGCUGUCAAGGACGUGUCAAAGCGCUUCCCUUCCAGUGACUCUCCGCAGGUGUCCACAGAGCCGGCGUGGCUGGCGCUCGCCAAGCGAAAGGCCAAAGCCUGGAGCGACUGUCCUCAGAUCAUCAAAUAACAGCCCAGCCCGGCUUCACUCUGACUGCACACUGCCCCGAAGGACUCUGAAGCACCUUGAGAGUCACCAACACCUGUCCCCUCCUCCUCUCCCCGUCCUCCCAGCAACUCCUGACUGUGAAACAAGUAAAGCCCUCCAUCACCUCGUAACCACACACACACACACACACUCACCCACUGGCUGGUACUAUUAUCAUGUUAAAGUGCGCUUCACAUUCAAAUAUUCCAAUACAAUCGCACAGAUAUAUGUAAACAAUUGUUGCGCGCAUGCACAUAGUGUAUCCAAACACACCGAGUAUAAUGUCCCACGGGGGGCAGCAGCCAAUCACAACCACGGCUGGCCAUCGCAAUAGCCAACCCCAGUUCUGUUUUUUUAUUUUGUAGCCAACUGUGUCACCAUGGUUGUAAAUAAAUCAUCCGCUCAACACAAUAAAAGCUCUGACAUACGACAGUGUUUAAUCAACAGAGGGUAACUGUCUGAAUCGUGUUUUUAAAGGGCUACCAGUAACAAUAACUCGACGUGUGACCCUGUUGGAUCUGCUUCUGGACGUGUUACAGGUAUUAUUUAUGUAAAGCAGCGGAUUUAUCUAUGUUGAUACUGUAUCUCCUCUCUGAGCCUUGUUUGUCAUGUACAAAAGAAGCCUUUCUUUCUGUUUUUUACUCAUACUGGAAACCUUUAGCGUAACAAUUCUCACUGUGUCCGUGAUGACUGUGAUAGCUGUCCAAGAGAGGCUAUUUUGCCAUUAUAGAAUCUGUCAUAAUCACACGGUGGGUGCACCUAAACACAGCACUGAAGACCACAAGUGUUACUGGGCAUUGACGGUGAACUGAUCCUCCUCACGGCCGAUGUGAUGACGUGAUUUCUUUGCUUUGCUAAUGGAGACAGACACAACAACAACAACAACAACCUGCUUGCUGUAACAUACAAUUCUUGUAGCUGUCCUCCCGUAACACACUUGUGUUUGCAGGCUUACGCCAUCACUUCCUCGUAAAAUGUGAUAUGAUCUUACAUUUCCUCUAUGAAAGAAGAAGGAAAAAAAAACCUCCAGCAUUCUCAUUUCCUGCCACUCACUUAAAGGGAUAGUUCAGGUGUUUUGAAGUGGGGUUGUAUGAGGUACUUCUCCAGAGGCAGUGUAUUACCUACAGUAGACGGCGGUCGGCACGCCUCUAGUUUGGAGAAGCAGACAGGAGUA
Sebastes umbrosus (honeycomb rockfish) is the source of this 4801-nucleotide messenger RNA. It is a transcript of the gene cracd, whose product is annotated as capping protein inhibiting regulator of actin dynamics. The record is from RefSeq and is a predicted model, not a curated record. NCBI's taxonomy places the organism in Eukaryota, Metazoa, Chordata, Actinopteri, Perciformes, Sebastidae. Gene Ontology annotation, biological process: negative regulation of barbed-end actin filament capping; maintenance of gastrointestinal epithelium. The transcript is spliced from 9 exons. The coding region runs from base 190 to 3609 and encodes 1139 amino acids.